CCCCUCCCGGUCCCUAGGCACCAGGUAAGAAGUCCCAAUGCCUCUCUCCGGCAGCUCUGAGACAGCGUCUCCAUAAACGCUCAGCAGGAAUGACGAGUGAGGACAAGAAGCAGUUUGAGAUCUCGAACCUCGGCAAAGUAGCCGCUCAUGUCCCCGAUCUCAUAGUUUAUGGCGAUUUCUCCCAAGAAGUGCCUUUCAUUGAGAGCUUUGAUGGCGUGUUGCUCUUUGUGGACAUUUCAGGUUUCACGGCACUGACCGAAAAGUUCAGCAUGACCACCAACCUCGACCGCGGUGCUGAUGAGCUAACGCUGGCCCUUAAUAACUAUGUGGGAGACAUCGUGGAAGAGGUGUUGGUGUUUGGAGGUGAUGUCUUGAAAUUUGCAGGGGAUGCAUUGCUGGCACUCUGGAAGGUGGAGCGAUGCCAUAUAAAUGAUAUCAUCACUCUGGCACUGAAAUGUAGCUUCAGCAUCCAGCAAGAGUACGGGGUUCGCGAUACGGAGGUGGGACUGGAGCUGCGUGUUAAGAUAGGACUAUCUGCAGGUCACAUCUCAAAAGUUGUCGUCGGAGACAACAGGCACCAGUAUUUCCUGGUAAUCGGCCGGGCAGUGGAUGAAGUGCGGUUGGCCCAGAACUUGGCGAAAGCAAGUGAAAUUAUCCUGUCGCCAAAUUGCUGGGAGCUCUGCGACCGGAAACUAAUUGAGGUGGAAAAAAUCAAAGAUGAGCGAGCUGUUAAGGUUCGAUACAUUAGAAAUACCCUGGAUUUUGACACGGAGGAGUUCUUUGAUAGAUGCACACAGUACCUGUACCAAAACCGCAUCUGUGACAAUUUUGAGAUUUUGAGAAAUGCCUCUGUGUUGCCUCCAAAUGACAAACUUGAGAAGUGUUUGAGAAAAUACGUGAUGAGGAAUAUCCUAAAGAAGAUCGAUGACAACCAGCCCCUGGAAUAUUUAUCAGAGCUUCGACCUGUGACGAUCGUCUUUGUGAAUCUGCAGUUUGACGAAAGCGCCAACACUCACCAUCUCUGUAAGGCCAUCCAGGAUGCCAACACGAAGAUCGCGACGAUCAUAUACCCGCUCAGUGGCAAGAUUAACAAGGUCUUCAUGUUUGACAAAGGUUGCACGUUGCUUUGCAUCUUUGGCCUCCCUGGGGAUAAACAGUCUGACGAAGGUGCAAAUGCUCUGGACAGUGCCAAUAAAAUCCAUGCUUUCUGUUCCACGGCUCUCAUGAAAGUAAGACUUGUCUCCAUUGGAGUCACCAGUGGGCCAGUUUUCUGUGGAGUAGUUGGCCAUCGUUUGAGACAUGAAUACACAGUCAUCGGCCGGAAAGUGAACCUUGCGGCCCGAAUGAUGAUGUAUUAUCCCGGGGUAGUGACCUGCGAUGCUGUCACUUGCGUCAAAUCCAAGUUGCCAUCCUAUUUCUUUGAAGAGCUCCCGUUAAUUGAGAUGAAAGGUGUUCUGAACCCUGGGACAGUCUAUAAAUUCCUUGGGGUCACGGAGAAAACAAUGAUUUACAAAGCAUAUUUGAGCCGAGAGAGAUGCGAAUAUUACCCUUUGCUGGGCCGCAAGAAGGAGACGGACCUCUUUGAAAACUUGCUGAGUGAUUUUAAAGCCGACCGAAAAAGCCGCAUUAUCAUCUACGAAGGCCUCAUGGGAUAUGGAAAAAGCCAGCUGUUGGCUGAGAUUGCCUUCUUAGGACAAGACACAGGACACAGGGUGGUGGCGAUGGAGCUCACAAAGAUCAAUGUGUGGCAGAACUUCUUUGUCAUCCGGACCCUCAUGGCUAUGUUUCUGGGGAUUGAUACUUGCAAGACCUACGAUGCAAGACAGUAUAUCCUUGUGACCCGAAUCCGAGGAGUAGUUCAGGAAGAGUAUUUCUGCCUUCUCAACAAUCUCUAUCAUGUUAAGUUCCCCACAUCAGAAGAGGUUUCCAAAAUGAGUAAUGAAGCAAAGAAUGAAAAGCUGGAGAACAUUCUCGUCAAUAUUCUAAAGAAUGCAGUGAUGAAAGAAGUUCUCAUUUUUGUCAUUGAUGAAGCUCAGUUCAUGGAUCCGGCCUCGUGGGACUUCCUGGAGAACUUGCUAAGCGAUAUCGGCAUCUUUGUGGUCAUGUCGUUGUCUCCAUCGCCCCGCAAGGGGAGACUGCCUUGCGCCGCCGCAGCGCGGCUCAUGAGCAGUGAAGACACCACCUACGUUCAGCUAAGGGAGUUGACCCCUUCAGUCAUCGUUCAGAAGGCCUGCCAAGAUCUUGGGGUGGUCAGCAUUGCCAGGGAGCUUGAGACGUUCUUAAUACAACGAAGCCAUGGGAACCCAUUGUACUGCGAGGAACUCCUGCGGAAUCUCCACUUAAACAACGUUCUUCAGUUCCACAUGCUAGAGGAAGACGAAGAGAGAGAAGACGAAUGGGACAACCUUUUCACCGUUACUGCUCUCAAGACUCAAACCUCCAGGACCUCCAGUGAGUCGGAUUCAUACAUUUGCACCAUCACACAGAACGUGAAGAUGCACAACAUAAUGCUCCCUCCGACAUUAAAAGGGAUUGCUCUGGCUGAGUUGGACAACAUGAACCCUUCUGAGCAGAUGGUGGUGAAAUGUGCAGCUAUUAUUGGUGUGACCUUCUCUACAGAGUUGCUGUUCCACAUCCUCCCUGAAUGGACCAAGAUGAAGAUGAACCAGACCUUGGCAGCCCUGGUGGAAUCUCACAUCUUCAAGUGUUUUAGGGAAAGGAAAGAAAUGAACACCAACCAAAUUCAGGAUGAACUUUCUAAUGAGCUCUGCUUCUCCCCCAAAGCUGUGAAAUCAAUGGGACAAGAGUCCGAUCUUGGAAUGGUCGUUGCCAACAGGCUGAAGCAAGAGGAGUCCGUGAUGCAGUGUAAGGUGAUGGCAUUUUGCACACCCCUGCUGCAAGAAGCAGCCUACGAGCUGUGGCUUAAGAGCCAGAAGAGAGCCCUGCAUCUCAAAUGCGCCAGUUACCUGGAGAGCCAGGCUCACCGAUGCCUGUGCUGUGGAGGAGGAGACUUCAUCCCCUUCCACCGCUACGCCGUGGAUGGCAUGCUGCACAACAUAGACCCGCAGGGAACGAAAGCGACCAGAAGCAAGGAAAGCAUCCUGAACGAGGCUGCCUCGAUCAUCGUUUCCGUAACGCUGAAAAAACUGGAGCAAACAGAUCAAGGAGGUCUGAAUGAAGAUGCCUCAAUGUUUGUUCCGUUCCAAUCUUCAGGCAGCAUUGUAGGAUCUUCUCCAACAUCAGAAACAGUAUACCUAUCCAGCGUUAAACAGUGUGCUUCAGAGCGUUUUCUAGGAUCAAGUAACGAAAUUCUUGUUUCUAACACCUGGAUGGAAAAUAGAAUCACAAGACGCAAUCUUAGCAAAGAUGAGCUUCAGGGGAGACCCAGCUUGCAAGAGUCCUUUAGAGCGGAAGAUAUAGAAAUGAAGUUUUUAGAGAGGAUGGAUGAAAUCAUCAUGCUUACUGAGAUGGGCAAGAAAAGAAUCAAGAACCUGAGCUCCUGUGAAUGUGAAGAGAUUGUGGAGUACAUCAUCAUACCUUUGUCUCAACACUGCGUGGCUGUGGAAGAUACCCCUCGGGCCUUUUAUUACUUGUUGGAAUCUGCAUGUGGUUAUGUCCACCUUUCCAACAAUUAUAUGGCUUUUACGUAUCUGAACACAGCUGAGCUCAUGCUGAAAUCUGUGAGUCCCAAGCAAAGAAACAUUAGCUUGUUUGAGGAGUCAGUAUUGCACAGCCUCAAGGGAGAGGUCUCUUACAACAUGGGUCAAAUCAAUCUGGCAAAAAAACUGGUGAAGAAGGCUUUGCGUUUAUUGAAGAGAAGAUUCCCAAUGACCAUUAUAGGAGCCUUUUUCAUGUCCAUGGUGGAAACUUCCAAACACUUGUCUCAUCAGAAGAAGCAGGUUCCUUGGCAAAUGUCCAGUGGCAGGGAGAAGAAACUAGCUUUUCUGUACCAGCAAGGGCACUGCCUUUCCCUGCUGUGGCAGCUCUUCAGCCUGGAUCUUGCCAGCAGCAGCAAAAAGUUCUCCCGCUUAGCAGCUCUCAUGAAUGUGAACUGUGCAGAAGAAUCUCAAGACGAGUCCCAGAUAAUCUCCUCCUACAUGGAAUUCUCACUCUGCUGUCAGCUGAUGGGCUACCAGCAUGAAUGGAUGAAAUAUGAGUUAAUGGCUAUCCAACGUAGCGCGCACCUUCGAGUUGUUGGAGAAGAGCUCUUAAUCAUAGCUAAGCUGGCAACGUCACUAGCCUACAUGAAGCUCUGCUUGGGGAACUUGCCUUUAGCUGUCCAGCUUGGUUACCGGGCACACGAGCUGUGUGUGCAACUGAAGAAGCCCAAACUCGACUGCAUUGUUCUCAACGACCUUUUCAACGCUCUUUUUCUCAGGACAAGAUACCAGGACUCUGUGCAUGUGCUGAGCUGGCUGGAGGACUUAUCCAUGCGAGAUGAUAAUGUCAUUGGGCAGGCCUGCUUUGUGACCGGCUGUCUUGAUCUCAUGCUUUAUGCUGGUUUUUCAUUUAAGUCAUUUGACUUCUGCCUGGACUUUGUUUUGAACCAACAAAUGAACUGCAUCCUUAUGUCUCAAAACAGCAUCAUGCUUGGCCUGUAUUCUUCUCUGGCGAUUUGGUGUGGCAGACUUCAAGAGUGGGAUGACUUUAUGGAGCUGUUUGAACAGGCCAGAAGGUUGGUGAGGAGAACGAGCGCGUCGCUUUAUGCUAACCAUGGAUUCUGCAAGUUUGUGGAGUGUGAGGCUCUGCUGCUGAGAAAAUAUAUCGAGGAAAGGCCUGGGAAGGCUCGUGAGAUGCGCAACAAGAUCACAAAAAAUUUGGAACAAGCAAUUACGCAGUGCUCCACAAGCCCCGUCUACUAUUCCAGGGUUUACCAUAUGAAGGCCUACGUCCAACUCAUGCUUGGGCAGGACGAAAACAGCCAAAGCUUCCUUGAGAAGGCAUUUGAGGACAGUGAGAUGUAUGGAAACCAUUUGGAGAAAUCCUGGCUGGAAAUUACCAAGGAGUGGUGGUUCACUGGAAAAAGUCCCAUGGAAGACUACUGGUUAAAGACGGCUCCUGAUUUUCCCAUAUGGGAAGUAGGAAUGGCAGAGAAAGACGUGGGAGCCUUCCAUAAAAACAAGUAUCUGUUGAAUGUGCCAGAACUGGACAUAGACAAUCCAUUCCCAGACUCAGUGAGUGAGGAUGAGAUAAGCUGAGAUAAUUCUCAAGUGCACCAACUCUCUUCAGCAAAUCCUUUCUUCCUUUGCUAAACUCUAAUAUUUAGCCUGUCCGUCCCAUUUCCUCGUCACUUUAUCUUUUCAAAUAGAUAGCAUCCCAUAAAACCUUGCAACAGAACACUGAAAUUCAGCUUCUUCAAUGUGGAUUUCAGUAAAGCUUUGAAAUGAGA
Messenger RNA from Podarcis raffonei (Aeolian wall lizard), 5389 nucleotides. It is a transcript of the gene ADCY10, whose product is annotated as adenylate cyclase 10. Lineage: Eukaryota; Metazoa; Chordata; Lepidosauria; Squamata; Lacertidae. The record is from RefSeq and is a predicted model, not a curated record. Bases 90 to 5198 code for a protein of 1702 amino acids. Gene Ontology annotation, cellular component: cytoplasm. Gene Ontology annotation, biological process: cyclic nucleotide biosynthetic process; intracellular signal transduction. The transcript is spliced from 35 exons. Gene Ontology annotation, molecular function: adenylate cyclase activity.